UGGAGGAAAACAAACAUAAAUCGCUUUCUAAAGGAACAAGUUUUUCGACCUUAUUUGCUGAAACACAUGUUGACUAAGAUGACAAUAUGGCGUUCUUAUGUCCUUCGCAGUUAAACAUCAAGAAAAAAGUUUUGCAUGGAAAAUCGCCACUCUCACCACGAGAAUCGCACAGUGCUGAUGGAGAAGCGAGCAGCUCUACCUCGGAGUACAAAUCAGCUUUAAAAAGUCCCAGUUCUUCGACUGACUCGAGCCAAAAGGCAAGCGAACAAAGAACUGUCCGAAUUAAAGACACUAAACACGAAAAUCUAAUUGAUAGAAAACUCAAAGUUGCCACUUCGUCAAAACCAGCAAACAUUCGCGCAAAAAUAAUCCAGGAUUUUGUCUCUACCGAGGAAGAAGAGCUAAAUGUGCAGAAAGAUCGAUAUGUUAUAAUACUAUACCAACAAAAUGACUGGCUUUAUGUCAAAGAUUCAACUGGCMAAGAAGGUUUUAUUCCAUAUUCAUAUUGCUCAACGUUUAACGUGUCUAGAGACUCUAAAUCUAGUACUUCUGGUUAUGAAGAAAGUUUUGAAGGAAGUGAUGACUACGAACAAGAAACUCGAAAAUAUCAGUACAAAAGAACUAAGCACACAAUCCGUACAACGUACUUUCCCAAACGACCUUAUGGUCCUAAAAUGACAGUACUUUAUAAUUACAAAGCAAAGUUUGAGAACGAUGUUAGGGUCAUAAGAGGAGAGAGUGUCAUGUUGUUGAACGACCAGGAUCCAGAGUGGUUGUGGGUAGCGACGGAAGAUGGUGAAGAAGGUUUUAUUCCUCGCAAUUUUGUCAUAUCUCAUACUUGUGAAGGUUGUCGAAAGCGGAUUUCGCAAAAGCCUUCCUCGUCUAAAUGUUUCAAAAAUUCAGCCAUAAACCUGUCCGAUACUAGUACCACCUCCAGGAAAUCUCAACCUUCGUCAGACCCUGCAUCUUCUUCUUCCAGUCUUGACAAGAUUCAUACUAUCAAAGGCACAAAGCUGAUUGCGUUAUAUGAUUUUGAAGGAACAGCAUUUGAUGAUCUUACUGUACUUGCUGGAGAGUAUGUGUAUGCUAAUCUAAAGGACCAAGUUGUCCCACAUUGGACAUGGGCUUAUUCACCUUAUAGAAAACGUUCAGGAUUCAUUCCCGAGGAAYAUCUAAAAGAGCCUGUUAUCACCGAUAUAUGAAAUAACCAUCACGUGACCGCUAGUUUUCGGCACUAGCGCACCAUAGUCCUAAAGCUAUCACUUGAAAAAGCAAUGAAAAGUUCCAAUGGUAUUCUUGCUUUCCAGUCUGAGCCUUGUUGAUUAUUCUUAAAAGUCCAGURAAGGCGUGAAUAGCCUUGAAUCUAUGUGUAAAGUGAUUGUUUACGCUAUUGUUUUAUAUCCUAGGAACGAGGCUGUUACGCUGCUACUUGAUUUUUAAGAAUUCAAUUUUAAAAAGUGCAAUCAAAGCGCGGAUAGUCUCCUUCACGGUUAAGUGCGACAUCCUGAAAGGUAGCCGUGCCUUUACACCGAAGCGAGACAACCGUUGUGUGUGCAAUGAUAGAAACAUGUGAAUAAUUGUCUGUAGGKGCGAAAGAAGGUUUAUAUCAUUGCACGCUCAACACCUUUCAGGAUGGCGCAGGUAACCCCGAAGGAGACUGUUGCAAACCAGUGCGCUUGGUUGAUUACAAUCCAAAUGUUAACAACUACAACUACGUAUGAUAGAUGAGCGGUUUCGUUUGAGAGGAGAACAAGCCAUAGAGUGUCUAUGACGCCUAUGUAUAGUACUUUUACUUCAUUUCAUGCCGGAAUAUUCAAACAAUUCUAUUAAGCAUUCGGCAACUGAUGGUAUGGAAUAUACCCRGGCAGUUUCCYUCUUACGAAAUUGAAUUCCACUGUAUAAGUCAAAAGACUUGCUACGAAAUUCACUCAUUCAAACAAUAUAUAUGCUUUAUUAUGUAUACACUCAUGACUACAAAUAUUUGUUUUCUUAAUCUAAUAUAAAACUUUGUAAAAUAGUAAUGCAAUCGAUGAUGCAAAUAUCGAAAAUAGAUUUGAUAUAUGAUAUUAUAUACUCUGGUUAUAAUAAAAUUUUAUACUUGA
Molecule: messenger RNA, 2102 nt
Organism: Exaiptasia diaphana
Lineage: Eukaryota; Metazoa; Cnidaria; Anthozoa; Actiniaria; Aiptasiidae
Product: SH3 domain-containing protein Dlish
Exons: 3
Coding region: 87-1202 (371 amino acids)
Biological process (GO): protein localization involved in establishment of planar polarity
Cellular component (GO): cilium; cytoplasm
Molecular function (GO): protein binding
Source: RefSeq, a predicted model, not a curated record